CGCCCGCGGAGCCGGAGCCGAUGGCGGCCGCGGAGCCGCCGGGAGCCGCGGAGCUGCCGCAGCUGGCGGAAAAUCUGCUCUGCCGGCUGCAGGAGAAUUUUGAGGCUCUGACAGAGAAGCUGACGCUGAGAAUGGAAGAAAUGGGCGAGCGCAUCAAUGACCUUGAGAAGCGUGUUGCUGACCUGAUGACAGAGGCUGGGGUAGAAAACAGUGAUGAAGAAUUGGGACUGAGUGCAAUAUAAGGUGGCAGUGCUAACUCACCCCAGGUGUGUAAACCGAGGCUGUCCAUUCAUAGGGAAAUGUGUGUGGCUUGAAGUGUUGCUGGCCAUGACUCCUGCCCCUCAGCUAUGCUGACCUAGCUGAGGAUGCUCACUGGUGUCAAUUUAUGUACCUCUGCUUUUAAACCUACUACAGCUUCCCAGUGUGGCUUGGAGCACACCCCUCACACACUCACCACAAACACAGCAGUAAGCUAUAGUCAAUCACUUCAUAAUAUAAAAUGAUACUACAUAUCAGGAUUGUGUUCUGGAUUUCAUAUCUGUCUCAUGCACAUGCCAGCCCCCUCCCGGAUGGAUGGCUGACUCUGUGCUCUCAGUAUUUAUGAGGCAGCACUGCUUCCAUGUGCUGUGGAUGCAAGUGAUGUCUUCCUGUUGUUGCACACUUUCCUGAUUCGAAUUGAGACACAUGAAUUCCUCUCGUCAUUGGAACUUCUUACACAGUGAAAGACAUGAAUGUCUGUCAAUAUUCUGAAGUAAUUUAGGUAUCUGUUCAUUCUGAUGCCUUUUGCACAAAGUAUGCAGUAAUUUUCAGAAAUGCAGAAAGACAAUCCACAAAGAUGUA
This is a messenger RNA of Melozone crissalis (California towhee), 840 nucleotides long. It is a transcript of the gene HSBP1L1, whose product is annotated as heat shock factor binding protein 1 like 1. Gene Ontology annotation, molecular function: transcription corepressor activity. Gene Ontology annotation, biological process: cellular heat acclimation. The record is from RefSeq and is a predicted model, not a curated record. Lineage: Eukaryota; Metazoa; Chordata; Aves; Passeriformes; Passerellidae. Gene Ontology annotation, cellular component: nucleus; cytosol.